CUCUCUCUCUCUCUCUCUCCCUCUCUUUCUCUCUCUACGUCAGCCUCCUCCAGAGGAUGGACGGCUUCCUCUUCCUCCUCUCUUUCCAUCUCCGUGAAGCCAACAUGAAGGGAGUUGGGCGCUGAGGCGGAGGGCAGGGAAGGGAGAAGGCUGCUCCGCGUUGCCCCCCAACUCUCUCCCCGUCUCCUUCCCCCCUCCCCGACUUCAGGCGGAGCGGGCGCCGUCGAGAGGCGCCACCAUUCCUUCUCCCGGCCGCGGCGGAGGCGGAGGAGGCGGCGGCGGAGGAGAGCUGUCGGCGUUGGCUUCGCGGCUGUGGCAGCGGAGGCGGCGUCUGGUGUUGGGCGCCGCGGGGCUGGCCCUGGCCAUGGGCCUGGUGCUGCUCAUCGCCGUGCCGCUCCUGGUGCAGGCGCCGGCGCCCGGCGGGGCCCACUACGAGAUGAUGGGCACCUGCCGCAUGAUCUGCGACCCUUACAGCCCCAGCGCCGCCGCCGCCGCGUCCUCAACCGCCCGAGGCCCCGGGGGCACCACGGCCGCCCUGGAGGCGCUGCAGGAGCUGAGCGCCAACGACCCGCCGCCCCCUCCGCCGCCGCCCUUCCUGCAGGGGCCCAAGGGCGAGCCCGGGCGGCAGGGGAAGCCAGGACCGAGGGGACCCCCGGGGGAGCCCGGCCCGCCUGGCCCUAGGGGGCCCCCCGGCGAGAGGGGCGACUCCGGCAAGCCCGGCCUGCCUGGGCUCUCGCUGCCCGGGAUCGGGGCCACCCCCGUGGCCGGAGGCGGCGUCCUGGGGCCCGGCUUCGGCGGGAGCAGCAGCAGCCCUCCUCCGGGGAGCGAGGCCUCGGCUUUCGGCGGGCCCAAGAUCGCCUUCUACGUGGGCCUGAAGAGCCCCCACGAGGGCUACGAGGUGCUCAAGUUCGACGACGUCGUCACCAACCUGGGCAACCACUACGACCCGGCCUCGGGCAAGUUCUCCUGCCAGGUGCGCGGCAUCUACUUCUUCACCUAUCACAUCCUCAUGCGCGGCGGAGACGGGACCAGCAUGUGGGCCGACCUCUGCAAGAACGGCCAGGUGCGAGCUAGUGCCAUUGCGCAGGAUGCAGACCAGAAUUACGACUACGCCAGCAACAGUGUGGUGCUGCAUCUGGACUCAGGGGACGAGGUCUAUGUCAAACUGGAUGGAGGCAAAGCCCAUGGAGGCAACAACAAUAAAUACAGCACUUUCUCUGGCUUCCUUUUGUACCCUGAUUGAAAGAGCCAAGCGUACAAGGUGUGCUCCAUUGCCUCGUCUCCCACUCGCCCAUCCACCCCAUUGCCUUUCCUGCGGGGUCUGCUCUUCAGGUUACUUUAAGCUUCAUCUUAGACAAAAACUGUGUGUUACCUUGAUUGCAGUAAGAAAGAGAAAUGAAUAGUGUCUCCUUUCUGGCUGUUGAUGUUAUCCGUCUCCUUCUGUUUCCUGUUGUUCAUUAAACACACGAUGAGACGGGUAGCUCUGAGAACCUUAAGCUGGCUAAUGAGCACCAUGAAUUGGUCCCUUCGUUUAGCACAGAUUAAAGACGUGGAGUUAAAUCCACACCGUCUCUGGUGAAAAAACGGCAGCUGAGCCCCAGCGAAGUGGUCCGCAUGAAAGUCCCCUGAUCCAGGCUGUGCAUUUGAAAGGAGAUUUUCAGAAACGGCACCAGUUUUGCCUGUGCCGUUUUUUAAGCCACACAAAUGUGUCACUUUCUUUAAGUAGCGUUGCAUCAAAACCAGUGCCGCGAUUCUGUAAUAUCUGAGUUUCACUGGUGUGUUAGACACAAAAUAAAGUCAAACCACACUGCAUGCAGAUUUAGGCUUUACAGUCAAGACAUUGCAAAUUGCAGCUCUUUGUGAUUACAAUUAGCUUAUAGUCUUGCUGCCCAAAAUCCCAUUCUCUUAUUGAAAAUAUUUUGGCAGCUGCAUCUUUAACUUCCUGUGGGUCUAUUUCCCCUCCUUUUAAUUAAGCAAGCGGUUAAAAAGAAAUGUCUAUUGACACUUCCCCUCCACAACUCUUUUAAUCAACGGACACUACAGACAUCUGUUUUAAAACAGCCAAGCCAUUAUGUAUGUCUAAAAACCUUGAUACACAAGGCAGACUGAAUGGAUGAACCCUGGCACUUUAUUUCUUUUCCUGUAUAUGAUUGUUGCUUUUACUAACAGCCUGGGGAAUAGGACAGAAUUCUUGUGACACUGCAUUGGCUGUUCCUAUGUUGCUUUGUAUGUAGGGGAUUUGCUUAUAACCAUUUUGAUUUGUGUCUUAUAAAUAUCUAUAAAUAUUUUAUUUCUUUAGUUCUUCCGUCCACCCUUGUGCAAUGCAAUACUUUAUGUGGGUGAUGGUGUUUAAAAAAGAGUUUAAUCUCCUGUCUCUAAAGCAAAUGAAUGAGCUAAAGAAGAAAAAAAGAGAAAGAUAUAUCACAUUAAAUUAUCUUUUUUGACAAUGUU
Anolis carolinensis (green anole) is the source of this 2451-nucleotide messenger RNA. It is a transcript of the gene c1ql2, whose product is annotated as complement C1q like 2. Lineage: Eukaryota; Metazoa; Chordata; Lepidosauria; Squamata; Anolidae. The record is from RefSeq and is a predicted model, not a curated record. The coding region runs from base 365 to 1243 and encodes 292 amino acids. The transcript has 2 exons. Gene Ontology annotation, molecular function: protein binding.